AUGGAUCCCAAAGCCGUUCCUCGGGAUUUCUGGGCCACCGUGGAGGAGCCCCCACUGGAUACGAUCAUGUCGCUGGACAAAAUCGCCCGCGCCGCGGCGGAGCCGAAAGUGAACCUCGUCAUCGGGGCCUACCGCGAUAGCGAGGGCAACCCCUACCCCUUCCGCGUCGUCCGCAAGGCGGAUCGGAUGCUCUUGGAGAUGAACCUCAACUACGAAUACCUCCCGAUCUCCGGCAACGCGGCCUUCAUCGACGCCGCGAUGGAGCUCCUUUACGCCGGGGCCGUCCCGCGGGAGAACCUCGCGGCGGUGCAGACCAUCGGCGGGACCGGCUCCGUCUUCCUCGGGGCCGAGCUGCUGGCGAAGCUCCUGGGAAAGUCCACCACGGCGGUCUACCUGCCCACGCCGACCUGGCCGAACCACCCCGCCAUCUUCGACUACGUCGGGUGGCCCACGCAGAGCUAUCGCUAUCUCGAGCCCCGCACCAUCGGGCUGGACUUCGAGGGCAUGAAAACGGACAUCGCGGAGGCCCCGGCGGGGUCGGUGGUGAUUUUGCAGACCUGCGCGCACAACCCGACCGGGGUGGACCCCUCCCGCGAGCAGUGGGAGACGCUCGCGGAGAUUUUCCUCGCGAAAGGCCAUUUGGCGUUUUUCGAUACCGCCUACCACGGCUUCGCCAGCGGGGAUAUCGACAAGGACACCUACCCGCUCCGCAUGUUCUCCCAACGCGGCGUCCCCAACGUCUGCGCGCAGUCUUUUUCGAAAAAUAUGGGGCUUUACGGGGAACGGGUCGGGACUUUUUCGAUCUACGUCAAUGAUAAGGACAAGGCGCAAAAACUUAAGCGAAUGAUGGAGACCGACAUCCGGCGGUUAUACACCACGCCGCCGAUCCACGGGUCCCGACUCGUGCACCUCAUCCUCACAGACAAAACCCUCCGAAAGGAAUGGGAGGAGGAAAUCAAGGAGGUUUCCUCGCGAAUCACCUCCAUGCGGAAGUGCCUCUACGAUAAUCUGAUGGAGCUUGACACCCCUGGCACGUGGGGGCAUAUUCUCACCCAAAUUGGCAUGUUCUCCUUCCUGGGUCUCACGAAAAAGCAGUGCGAUUACUGUAUUUCACAAAAUGUAUUUAUUACGCAAAACGGGCGAGCAAAUAUGGCAGGCCUAACUGAAUCAACAGCAAAGUUUCUGGCUAAGGCAAUCAGUGAUGCCGUAAAGCUUGAUAACUAA
Phytomonas sp. Hart1 is the source of this 1224-nucleotide messenger RNA. The record is from the annotation of a GenBank genome assembly. NCBI's taxonomy places the organism in Eukaryota, Euglenozoa, Kinetoplastea, Trypanosomatida, Trypanosomatidae.